Molecule: messenger RNA, 3815 nt
Organism: Anoplophora glabripennis (Asian longhorned beetle)
Lineage: Eukaryota; Metazoa; Arthropoda; Insecta; Coleoptera; Cerambycidae
Product: 1-phosphatidylinositol 4,5-bisphosphate phosphodiesterase gamma-1-like
Exons: 13
Coding region: 244-3618 (1124 amino acids)
Biological process (GO): positive regulation of epithelial cell migration; lipid metabolic process; phosphatidylinositol-mediated signaling
Molecular function (GO): phosphatidylinositol-4,5-bisphosphate phospholipase C activity; calcium ion binding
Source: RefSeq, a predicted model, not a curated record
AUUACCCAAAUGAGAUGUCUUUUUUUAUUUGCCUGUAGUUAAGUUUUGAUAUUGUGAUUUUGGUACUCUAUCACCGAAUUAUGAGCGAAUAGGGAAAAUUUGUUACAAUAACUUGUAAAAUGUGUUGGUUAUAGAACAGUGUGUUUAAGUAUAACAUAUUAUGCUAUUUAUACACGUCAUCUGUAAUUGUGAAAUUAAAUUACAUGUAGUUCACAGUUCAAAUUUACCUUCAUAGUUAAUAGAAUGUUUGGUUUAUUCAAUGGAAUGUCUUCGCCUUCUUCUGGUUAUAUACCAGAAAUGGAGAAGAUUAUCAAUCACUUGGAAAGGGGAACAUUAGUAGUUAAAUUUUCUUGGAGAAAAAGGGCAGAACAUAAAAUUUUAGCGAUUAGACGCGAUACUAGACAAAUUAUAUGGACGCGUUCUGUAACUGUUGAUAAACCAAUUUAUGACGGCGCUGUGGAUUGGGACGAAAUCAAAGAAAUUAGGCUAGGAAAACUGUCUCAAGUUUUUGAGAAGUGGUCUGAGGAUGCGAAAGAUUUUGAAAAUUCGCAAUGUUUUGUUGUAUUUUAUGGAUCUGAAUUUAACUUGAGAGUUUUAAACAUUGCAGCUACCUCAGAAGCUGAUUGCGACCAGUGGAUAAGAGGUCUAAGGUAUUUAGUCAAAGAUACGAUAAAUGCGCCAUACCUACUUCAAGUUCAAGCAUGGUUGAGAAAAGAGUUUAAUGCUGUGGAAAGUCAAAACGAAAAGAUAGGUCUAAAAGACAUAAAAUUUUUUCUUUCGAGAAUUAACUGUAAAAUUACUAACAAUAAAUUAAGAGAGAUUUUUAAUGAAGUUGAUACCAGAGAAAGAGGAGAAAUUGGUUUUGAUGAUUUCGCAGUUCUUUAUCAAAUGAUAACAAAUGAAGACAACCCUGCAGAAUUUUUUGACAGAAUCUUACUGUAUUCGUCCGAUGUAAAGAUACUAACACUACAAGAAGUUGAAAGUUUCUUAUCAAGUGAACAAGACGAUGAAUUGGGAAAUGACGACAGAGCUGUAUCUCAAUUAAUAUGUAAUUUCUUAAGGGACCCACUAAGAGAAAUUCAAGAACCCUAUUUUACAAUUCCAGAAUUCCUAGAUUUCUUAUUUUCUAGAGAAAAUGAAAUUUGGAACCCAACAAAAGACAAAGUUUAUCAAGAUAUGUCAAAACCCUUGUCCCAUUAUUGGAUUUCGUCUUCGCAUAACACCUAUUUAACUGGUAAUCAAGUCAACAGUAUGUCAUCUGUGGAAGCUUAUGCUAGAUGUUUAAGAAUGGGCUGUAGGUGUAUAGAGCUUGACUGCUGGGAUGGCCCGGACGGAAUGCCUUGCAUAUUUCAUGGGUACACCCUAACAUCUAAAAUAAAAUUCGUAGAUGUCAUAAAAGUCAUAAAAGAUCAUGCCUUUGUAACUUCAGAUUAUCCAGUUAUUUUGUCCAUAGAGCAAUAUUGUUCACUCCCUCAACAAAGAAAAAUGGCAUUAGCAAUGCAGGAAAUAUUUGGCGACAUGUUGGCAGUUCCUCCGGCAGAAAGUUUAACAGAGCUUCCCUCGCCUUAUGCGUUACGCAACAAAAUCAUACUGAAAAAUAAAAAACUGCCCGAAGGACAAGAAGAUGUGUCUGUUAAAAAUGAAAUCUCUGAUAAUGACAUGUUAACUUCAGUGAAAAGUGGUAUUAUGUAUUUGGAAAAUCCUGAGAAUAAUGAGUGGGAGCCGCACUUCUUUCUGCUUACGCAAAACAAAUUAUUUUAUACUAAAGAUUACAAAAUGGAUCAGGGGUUCGUUAUGUCAGAAGAUGAAGAGGAUGAUUCGUUUCAAAAGCUCAAGAGCGAUGUUCCCGAAAGGGAACUGCACCUUAGCCAAAUGUGGUUUCAUAAGCAUUUAAAAGGAAAGGGAAGAAAAGCUGAAAAGUUGUUAAAGAAAUACUCAUACCUAGGUGACGGUACCUUCUUAGUUAGACAGAGCUCUAGGAAUACUGAAGGUUACUCUCUCUCUCUUUGGUAUAAUGGUCAAGUGAAACAUUUGCAAAUAUAUUGCAAGGAAGAUGAGCAGAAAAAACAAUAUUAUUUAGUUGCAUCCGAAUGCUACAAUAGUCUUUACCAUCUAAUAACACAUUAUCGAACUUCGCCUUUAAUUACUCCAGGUUUCACCAUUGUACUACAUGAACCUGUGCCACAACAAAAUUUAUGUGAGACUAACGAGUGGUACCACCAGAACAUAAGCAAAAGUCAAGCCGAAGAAAUAUUGAAGAGAAUUGAAGUUGAAGGUGCGUUUUUGGUUCGCGCCAGUGAGAAUGAUCCUAAUAAUUGUUAUGCGAUAACUUUUAGAGGUGACGGAAAAGUAAGACACUGUAGAAUUAAACAGAAUGGUCUCAGAUAUAUAGCAGGUAAUGACGAAUUUGAGAGUCUGACAGACCUCAUAAACUUUUACAAAAACCACUCAUUAUAUGACAAUAUCAAACUUACCUAUGCGGUAAGUGAAGAAAUGGUUAGGAAAAUGAAUACAGAACAACACUCUUCACAUGUCGAUCCAGGAACCAAAAUUGAUGAAAACUCAAAUGAAUCUAUGUUCGAAGGAUGUUUGGACUUGAAAGGAGCUGUUGUUGACAUAAAACGCAAUCCCGAGUGCCUUGAUAUGGAGUGGAAUAUAAGGAUUCUUACAAACAAAGCAUGUAUCGUUUUUAAAUGUGCAGUGAAAUUAGAAAUUCUGGCACAAGAAUGGUACUCAAGCAUCAAACAGGUGAUUGAGAAAACAAGCCAGUUGGAAAAUGAACACAGGGAACUGGAAAGGACAAAAAAGAUAGCAAAAGAAAUGUCGGACCUCAUAAUCUAUUGCAGAUCGGUCAACUUCAAUUUAGAAAAGGCCAAACAACAAGGUUUUACAUUCUGUCAGAUGUCUUCCUUUCCAGAACACAAAGCCGAAAGGAUUAUGUGUCAACAGGAAAGAGAAUUUUUCUUGAAAUACCACCAAGUCCAGUUCUCUAGAGUCUAUCCCAAAGCGCAAAGGGUUGCUUCUUCAAAUUACAAUCCUAUAAACAUGUGGAACUGUGGGUCACAAAUGGUAGCAUUAAAUUUCCAAACAGGCGACAAACCAAUGCAGCUGAACCAGGCCAAGUUUCGGAAUAACGGGAUGUGUGGUUACUUACUUAAGCCAGAAUUUAUGUUUAGAGAAGGCUUUGAUCCCUUUGAAAAAGAAACCCUAAUCGAUGUAGAACCUUACGUCAUUUCCAUAAGGAUAAUAGCAGGUAGACAUUUAUACAGAUGUAAAAGAAAAAUUACCAGUCCUUUUGUGGAAGUCGAAAUUAUCGGCUCACCUUUUGAUUCGGGAAUAAAACUGACUACGACCCGAAUAUACGACAAUGGAUUCAAUCCAAAGUGGAAUGACAAAGCCUCUAUAUUUGAAGUAGCCAAUCCCCAUUUCGCAUUAUUGCGAUUCCUCGUUCAAGACGACGUUUUUGGUGAACCCAAUUUUAUAGGCCAAGCUACCUAUCCAGUUACUUGCCUUCGUACAGGUUAUAGAAGUGUUUGUUUAAAAAAUGCUUAUAGUGAAUAUUUGGGACUUGCCUCACUUCUUGUACAUAUUAACAUUACAAUCAAUUCUAAUGGUUAAUAUAUUAGAUUACUAAAGUAUAUGUAGAAUAAAGUUACAUACAAGUAAUCACGACAUUUAACAACAAUUAGUGUAAGUGCUUUAGAUUAACUGUACGUAUUUAGUUAUUUAAAUUAAAGAAAAAAGUCCUUUAAACCUGUCUUCAUUGUAAAUAUUAAUAAAUAAAUACUAAAUAUCUAUUGUAUGUAGAUCGUGUU